This is a messenger RNA of Oncorhynchus mykiss (rainbow trout), 910 nucleotides long. RefSeq names its product salmon calcitonin-Ia precursor. The record is from RefSeq and is marked provisional. Gene Ontology annotation, molecular function: calcitonin receptor binding; hormone activity. Gene Ontology annotation, cellular component: extracellular region. Lineage: Eukaryota; Metazoa; Chordata; Actinopteri; Salmoniformes; Salmonidae.
GAAUGAGGACAGAGCAGGGUGCUAUGAGGAACAGAUUCACAAGUUGGUCUAAAGCUUGAAGUACCUCAACUCAUUCCAUCUUCGUCCACGAAAACAACCAAUCACGCAGGGACCAUGGUUAUGAUGAAGCUCUCUGCCCUCCUCAUUGCCUAUUUCCUGGUCAUUUGUCAGAUGUACAGCUCACAUGCAGCUCCAGCCAGAACUGGUUUAGAGUCCAUGACAGACCAAGUCACGCUAACUGACUAUGAAGCCCGAAGGCUACUCAACGCCAUCGUCAAGGAGUUUGUUCAAAUGACUUCAGAGGAACUGGAGCAACAAGCCAAUGAAGGAAAUAGCCUGGAUAGACCCAUGUCCAAGCGUUGCUCCAACCUCAGCACCUGUGUGCUGGGCAAACUGUCACAAGAGCUGCACAAAUUGCAGACGUACCCCCGCACCAACACGGGAAGUGGCACGCCUGGCAAGAAACGCAGCUUGCCUGAGAGCAACCGCUAUGCAAGCUAUGGAGACUCAUAUGAUGGAAUCUGAGCGGUCCUCCCCUCCAUCAGCCCUAGUUAACCUGACCCCUCUGUUCCAGCCUAGCCUGAUGAUUGCUGAUGCAUGUGAAUCUUGCUUGACCGACUGCAGAGAAACCUUGAUGUCCCGCAAUGUCCCUGCUCUCUUUUUCUUUAGUUAAAAUCCCCCUUUUUGACAGAGAAUAAAAUAUAUAAGUACAAAGCAGAGUCCAAUCCUUUAGAUUUAGAAAGUGAAUAAUGAUUUAGAUUCACUUCCCUAUCUUAAGGUGUAUGAUAUCCCUUUACUAUACAGAUCAUUCACAAUAUUUAAAAGUGUUAAUCAAAACAAAAAUCUUAAUCAAUGCUUCUUUCAACCGUGACUAGGGUUCUUGUUUAAUAAACAUAUUUUUUUAUGCCAG